AUGGCAACCAACGAUAAGAAGACCCCUACAGUUACAACACUCGAGAAACGGAAUUCAAAAGACUCGCUCGCACCGCCAACAAAGUCACCUCGCGCAGCACGCUUCGCUGAAGCCACUUCGGUGUACUCACCCAUCGACCCUCCACAACGACCAGUCGAUUAUCCUACGAACCACUAUCAGCCCCAAGCUCAGGUGUCUGACGUAGGCUUCGGCUACGUCCAACCCAUCGAGAUGGAGGAAACCGACAGGAAGUACCUUCCUCCGCCUACGCCAAAGACUCCACUACGGAGCGCACUGAGGUCGCCUGGCGCACCACCACGGACACCGGGCGCAGAGACGAUGAUCCUUAGCCCGACUUUCAGGGAAGAGCAAAUCCUCGAGAAGCGGGAAGCAUCGACAGACAAAGAGCAACAGAAAGACCUGAAAGUCAAAGUACGAGUACGGAUAGCAAAGAUAUUCUUACGAGGAAUCAACUUCGCAUGCAGUCUCAUUGUUCUAUCUAUGCUCGCCACAGCCUUCUCUAUCUUCAACGCAACAAAGCAACUACCCAUGCGGAACGGUCUGCCUCCGUGGGCUGAGAACCAGAAAAUCUGGCCCCAGGUCCUGCUACUGUGCAUCGCUUGUGUCUCGCUUUUCUUCUCAAUCUUUGUCCUUGUUGCGUACUCAAGAGGUGGGCAUCACAGAGCAGAGAAAGUCGCCGCAUAUUACACCGUGUUUGCCGUUGGUUUCUUCAUCUUCAGCAUCAUCAUGUGGGCUGUCGGUGCCGCGGUUUUCAACCAGAGUAAAUCUUCAGGAAACGGCAAGGAUAUGUGGGGUUGGUCAUGCGUAGACAACAAGCGGAAACACUUGUUCGAGGACGAUGUGUCUUACGCUCUCAUGUGCCGACUUCAGAAUUGGUCCCUCGUCUGCUGCAUUAUCGAAGUUGUCGUUGAGACGCUCUGCAUCAUCAUCUACGCCAUCGUCUUCUACCGCUUCUGGUCCAAGCGCAAGCUCCGAAAGUCCAUGGCGACACGCGACAAGGCUCGUUCCGAUCUCUACCUCGCUCAGCUCCGCUCUCAGUCUGCGCCCAACACUCCUGGCUUUGGACCCCUCUCCCCACGCUCGGGCGGCUGGCGACCACCUCCGGGUCACCCUCAGUACUACGACCCACAGUCUGCCGCCGAGAACGGCGAUGCCGACAAGGUGCAAUACGCUGUCGCACGUGAAAUCGCCCAACCGCAGCCCUUCUCCUUGAAAGCACCGCCAAUCAAGGUCACAGGUGCCACGCCCAAGGUUGAGCAGAACGGCUUCGAGGCACCUAUCAGAGCUCAGACCUCGUCUCCACCACUGUCCCCCGGCUUUCAGGAGAGGCAAAACGAGCACGUCGGCGCCGCACCGGGCGAGCAGCAAUACGCUUCCGUCCCCAUCCCAGGCUCCUACCAACCGCUCACAAGUCCUACGCCGACAGCGCCAGGCUUCGACUUUGGACCCUCAGUGACCGGUCCGAAAUAA
This is a messenger RNA of Didymosphaeria variabile, 1491 nucleotides long. RefSeq lists its product as uncharacterized. The transcript is spliced from 3 exons. Lineage: Eukaryota; Fungi; Ascomycota; Dothideomycetes; Pleosporales; Didymosphaeriaceae. The record is from RefSeq and is a predicted model, not a curated record. The coding region runs from base 1 to 1491 and encodes 496 amino acids.